AAACCCAAUUUGAACGGCGUUGCGAGUGGACGUGUGUGAUACGUGCUGGAAAAAACGGAAAAUCGUCAAUUUAUUCCGUGGAAUUUUUCUGCGGAAAAGUUCACAUAAGUCAUUAAAAAUAUAGGUAUCGUUGGAUACAAAAUAUCGUCGAAGUCUUACCAAAUUCUAAGACAAACCCUGAGAAAAUUUAAACUCUUGGUUUUCCGGUCGUGUGUUUGCACUGCGUAUAUGUGUGUACAUUCUUAAUCUUCCAUAAUUGGAAAUUUUAACUACAUAUUGCAACAAAAUAAAAGUAUAUUGCUUUAAUUUGUUAUUUAUAGCAAAAGGCAACAAUAAAACUAAACAAAUGUUUGUUUAAUGUUGAAAAUAUAAGAUAUUUGUGUUUACGCGAACUAACCAACAACGAAGACGGCGGUGAUUUAUAAAAUUGAAAAAUACCACCUAUUGCUGCAACAAUACAAAGGAAAAAAAGUAAAGUGUGGAUAAGGGGCAAUUUCAAAGAUGAGGAAUAAAUUCUUCGCAGCUUUGCUGCUGUACUUCAAUAUAUUUUCCUUUUCCUCAUUGAGGAAUGUAAAGGCUGACUCUUACAGUGACUAUUUUUCCGACUAUGAAUGUAACACACCGCUCAUGGAAAAGGCCAGUCUAUCGGCCACUUCAGCCCUUAAUGAUCGUGGGCCAGAGAAGGCUCGUUUAAAUGGUAAUUCGGCAUGGACUCCGGUUGAAAAUACUUACAAUCACUUCCUAACCAUUGAUUUGGGCUAUAAGAGCACUGUACGUAAAAUUGCUUCAAUGGGACGUUCAUUUACUAAUGAGUUUGUUACGGAAUAUAUUGUACAAUAUUCUGAUGAUGGUGAAUAUUGGCGAUCCUAUGUUAAUCCGUCAAGUGAGCCACAGAUGUUCAAAGGCAACUCGGAUGGAAACUCAAUACAUUAUAAUGUCUUUGAAGUACCCAUUAUUGCUCAGUGGAUACGUAUCAAUCCCACCCGUUGGCAUGAUCGCAUUUCAAUGCGAGUUGAACUGUACGGUUGUGAUUAUGUUGCUGAAAAUCUAUACUUCAACGGCACUGGUUUGAUACGCUACAAUUUGAUGCAAGAUCCAAUUGCCUCAACUCGUGAAUCUAUACGUUUCCGUUUUAAGACAGCCAAUGCCAAUGGUAUCAUGAUGUAUUCCCGUGGUACUCAGGGUGAUUACUUCGCCUUGCAGCUGAUGGAAAAUAAAAUGGUAUUGAAUUUAGAUUUGGGUGGUGGCAUUAUGACUUCCCUGUCUGUGGGCAGCCUUUUAGACGAUAAUGUCUGGCAUGACGUUGUUAUAUCUCGUAAUCGUCGCGACAUCAUCUUUUCGGUUGAUCGUGUAAUAGUUCGUGGCCGCAUAAAAGGAGAAUUUAGUCGUUUGAAUUUAAAUCGUGAAUUGUAUUUGGGAGGCGUUCCAAAUAUUCAGGAAGGCAUUUAUGUUACACAAAACUACACCGGUUGCAUGGAGAAUAUCUAUUUCAAUUCUACAAAUUUCAUACGAGAAAUGAAGGAUCAGCAUGAACGUGGAGAAUUUUAUCGCUUUAGCAAAAUCAACACAGUGUACGCCUGUCCCUCACCACCCAUCUAUCCUGUGACAUUUACCACACGUGGUUCAUUUGUACGUCUGAAGGGCUAUGAAGGCCAAAAGUCUCUGAAUGUGUCUUUCUAUUUCCGUACCUAUGAAAAUGAGGGAAUGAUGCUGCAUCAUGAUUUUGCUAACGGCGGUUAUGUUCGUGUCUUCUUGGAAAAGGGCAAAGUCAAGGUUGAUCUUAAACUGGCAGAUAAACCACGCAUCAUUUUGGAUAAUUAUGAUGAAAGGUUCAAUGAUGGCAAAUGGCAUGCCUUUGUCCUGACCAUACAACGUAAUCGUCUUGUUUUGGAUAUUGAUCAACGCCCAAUGGCCACAACAAAGAAUAUACAAAUAUCCACUGGACGUUUAUAUUACAUUGCCGGAGGUAUGGAGAAGAAUAAUGGCUUUGUGGGAUGUAUGCGUUUGAUUCUGGUCGAUGGUAACUACAAACUACCCAAGGACUGGGUUCAAGGUGAAGAAGUGUGUUGUGGCGAUGAGGUUGUUGUUGAUGCCUGUCAAAUGAUAGAUCGCUGUAAUCCAAAUCCUUGUCAACAUAAUGGUCCUUGUCAUCAAGAUUCUACUGAUUUCUUCUGUGAUUGUGACAAUACGGGAUAUGCUGGCGCGGUGUGCCAUACUUCUAAUAAUCCUCUGUCCUGUCAAGCUCUCAAGAAUGUUCAACAUGUUUCGUCACGUGUAACAACUAAAAUUGAUGUCGAUGGUAGUGGACCUUUGAAACCUUUCCCAGUAACCUGUGAAUUUUAUACUGAUGGCCGUGUCAUUACCACAUUGAGUCACAGUCAGGAGCACACAACCACUGUUGAUGGCUUCCAAGAGCCUGGAUCCUUUGAGCAAAAUAUCCUUUACGAUGCUGAUAUGCAACAGAUUGAAGCUUUGCUAAAUCGUUCUCACACCUGCUGGCAGCGUUUGAGUUAUUCAUGUCGAUCAUCGCGUCUUUUCAAUUCUCCAUCUGAAGUAUCUAAUUUCCGUCCCUUCUCUUGGUGGGUAUCCAGACACAAUCAACCAAUGGACUAUUGGGCUGGUGCUUUACCUGGUUCUCGCAAAUGCGAAUGUGGUAUCUUGGGUAAAUGUCAAGAUCCCACCAAAUGGUGUAACUGUGAUUCGAAUAGCUUGGAAUGGGCCGAAGAUGGUGGUGAUAUUAGAGAGAAAGAGUACUUACCUGUAAGAGCUGUUAAAUUUGGCGAUACUGGUACCCCACUGGAUGAGAAACAAGGUCGUUAUACAUUGGGACCAUUGCGUUGCGAAGGCGAUGAUUUGUUUAGUAAUGUGGUAACAUUCCGCAUAGCUGAUGCCACCAUCAAUUUGCCACCAUUUGAUAUGGGCCAUUCGGGCGAUAUUUACUUAGAGUUCAAAACUACAGUGGAAAAUGCUGUCAUCUUCCAUGCCACCGGGCCAACAGAUUAUAUAAAACUAACCAUUUCUGGUGGCAAUAAAUUACAAUUCCAAUAUCAGGCAGGCAGUGGACCAUUGGGAGUUAAUAUUGCCACAAGUUAUCAUUUGAAUGACAAUGAAUGGCAUACAGUCAGUGUGGAACGUAAUAGGAAAGAAGCACGCUUAGUAGUUGAUGGCUCAAUAAAAGCCGAAGUACGUGAGCCUCCAGGACCGGUACGUGCUCUUCACUUGACAUCAGAUUUGGUGAUUGGUGCCACCACCGAAUAUCGCGACGGCUAUGUCGGUUGUAUUCGUGCCCUACUGCUUAAUGGAAAAAUGGUUGAUUUGAAACAAUUUGGCGAACGAGGCAUGUAUGGUAUUUCAUCUGGAUGUGUGGGUCGUUGUGAAUCUAGUCCUUGUCUAAAUAAUGGUACAUGUAUUGAACGUUAUGACGGUUAUAACUGUGAUUGUCGUUGGAGUGCAUUUAAGGGUCCCAUAUGUGCUGAUGAAAUUGGUGUUAAUUUACGUAGUAAUUCGAUUAUACGUUACGAGUUCAUAGAAUCGUUCCGUUCGACAAUUGCCGAGAAUAUUCGUGUCGGUUUCACAACAACAAUCCCCAAAGGUUUCCUAUUGGGCUUCUCAUCGAAUAUUACUGGCGAAUAUUUGACCAUACAAAUUUCUAAUUCUGGACAUUUACGAUGUGUUUUCGAUUUUGGUUUUGAACGUCAAGAAAUUAUAUUCCCCAAGAAACAUUUCGGACUUGGUCAAUAUCAUGAUGUACGAUUUUCUCGAAAAAAUAGCGGCUCCACAGUUGUUCUGCAGGUCGACAACUAUGAACCGGUUGAAUAUCAUUUCGAUAUCAAAGCUUCAGCCGAUGCUCAAUUCAAUAAUAUACAAUAUAUGUAUAUUGGUAAAAAUCUCUCUAUGACUGAUGGCUUUGUUGGCUGUGUAUCACGUGUGCAAUUUGAUGAUAUAUAUCCAUUGAAAUUAUUGUUCCAACAGAACCCACCACCAAAUGUCAAAUCUUUGGGAUCUCAACUUACUGAAGACUUCUGUGGCGUUGAGCCUGUCACCCAUCCUCCAGUUGAAAUUGAAACAAGACCUCCACCACUAGUCGAUGAGGAGAAGCUGCGUAAAGCAUAUAAUGAAGUUGAUACGGCAUUGUUGGCAAUUCUGCUCAUCAUUCUGUUCCUAUUGCUGAUAUUGAUGAUCUUCCUAAUUGGCCGCUAUUUGCACCGACACAAAGGUGACUACCUCACACACGAAGAUCAAGGAGCUGAUGGCGCUGACGACCCAGAUGAGGCUGUUGUACAUUCUACCACCGGCCAUCAAGUGACCAAACGAAAAGAAUGGUUCAUAUAGUUUGAAAUGCCCCACGUCGAUGAGUGGUCAACGUAGUAGGUCUAGAAGAAACAAACAAAACAUCAAUCCAAACAGAGAAUGCAAAUUUGAAACUGAAAAGCGUUAAAGAUGUCCAUUAAACAUAAACUGUUAUCAAGCAAAGGCUUUUACUAAGUGCGUUUAACAGUAACGACGACGACGACAAUGACGAUGACAAACAAACCUUAAACAACAAAGCUGGCCUUAAAACGUUGAUUAUGAAAUGAUAAACAUAACUAAGUCUUCGUAAAUGCUGAUUUUUUAUACGACACUGCCAAUUAUUUUGCAGAAAACGACACUUAAUUUUUGCUUGCAACUUUAUUUGUUUACUUUUCUUUUUCAGUUUUUCUUUAUGAUUCUUAUUAUGUUAUGUCACAAUCGAAAAAAAAAAAACGAAAUCUCUAUAUUAUUAUACAAAAGUUUGGUUUAAUUUGGAAAAUCAACACACAGACUUUUUGAGUUCUUAUACCGUCCAUUAUUUGUAUUUUUAGUUGUUAGUUUCAUUUUAUUAAUCUUAAGUUUAUUCUUUUUUAAUAUCUUUACAAUAACAGCGAACAUGUGCUCAUGCGAAACAUAAUUUGAAAUGAAAAACAAAAAAAACUAUUUGAAAACAUCCCCAUUUUGUUUUGUAAAUAAGAAAAUGUUUGUGUUGCGUAGAGCUAUAGCGCGUUGUGUCCAAAAUCGAAUUGAAUCGAAUAGUAAUUUUUUAUCUUUACGACAAGAACAAACAUUGUAUACACGUUUUUCUACAUCUGUCUACUCCCACUACAUACCCCCCACCACCACCACAGUUCUGCAGCUUCUUAUUACAAAAGAUGACGUUUCCUUUCAAUGAAAACGUGUUACUACAUUCCAUUAUAAUCAUAUACAUACAAAUUGUAUUGUGUUAAAUGCAUAAUUUUAAAAUUAUUUUUUUUAUGUAGAAAUUAGUUUUGUUACAAUUUAACAAAAAAAAAAAAAAGAUAAUAAAAACAAAAGAAUAAAAACCAUAUUUGCAUUGAAAUUUUACAAGUAAUUAUAAUACAAAUAAUUGAAUAAAUACAUUAUUAUUGAGUAAACAUUAAAUGAAAUGUUGAAAAUAAGGCAGCCGAAUAAGCGAGAACAUUAAGUGCAACUAAGUCAAUGCAGGUUGAUACUACAAAACAUCCAUCAAAAACAAUAGAACAAAAUGAGAAGAAGAUGAAAUUCAUCACAACUUUAUUGUGGUAAUUGAAUAUUUAUUGUGAAUUGAAUAUAUAUUUUUGUCCUCGGUAAUAAAGAUACAAAGUUUAGUAUUUUAAUAAAUAAAGUUAGAUUACUAUACAAUAAAAAUAAAGAAAAUGAGAACAAUAAAUUUCAAUACAUCGCAAA
Musca domestica (house fly) is the source of this 5700-nucleotide messenger RNA. It is a transcript of the gene Nrx-IV, whose product is annotated as neurexin-4. Lineage: Eukaryota; Metazoa; Arthropoda; Insecta; Diptera; Muscidae. The record is from RefSeq and is a predicted model, not a curated record. The transcript has 13 exons. The coding region runs from base 502 to 4332 and encodes 1276 amino acids.